Messenger RNA from Sphaeroforma arctica JP610, 1008 nucleotides. RefSeq lists its product as hypothetical. Lineage: Eukaryota; Ichthyosporea; Ichthyophonida. Bases 1 to 1008 code for a protein of 335 amino acids. The record is from RefSeq and is a predicted model, not a curated record. The transcript is spliced from 2 exons.
AUGGCCGGUCGGGAGCCGACGGAUGCCAAACCGCGGGAAGAAUCUGGGGAUGACGGUGAAGGAGAGUUGAUGCAGCCGGCGGAUAUGGGUCUGGAGCUAGUUGUCGAGGAGUCCCCGGUGAUAGUGGAUGCCGACCGGUCUCAGGUAAGUGCUGACAGUGUGGAACCUUGUAUAUUGGGUAGUUCUCUAUCGGGGCCGGGGGAAACCACGUUGGGGGGGCAUGUGUCUCAGGGUUUGGUGGACAGUGUCCCGCCCGAGGGUACUCUGGUUUGUUCUGGGCCAGGUUCUGCGGUCGACAGUGGCUUAGGCGCGGUGCAAUCUGGACAACAUGAUACGACGGCCAGGACAGGGCCGGCCCUCAGGGGUAAUCUGUUGCGUGACGAUAGUUGUUGGUACAAGGGGUCCAGCCAUACCGAGGCCAACAUGGAGCCUGUCGUCGAGGGCAUUCCAUGGUUGCUGUCUGAGGAAGCAGUGAGCCCUGCAUGCGGUGACGUGGCUGUCGAGGACAGCAUGUCCCAGGGACGUGGUUUGGGGACGGACUCUUCGGGGAUGGUACCUGAAGAGGGGUCGGAUGGUCUGGGAGAUCCACUCGGUGUAUCGAAAGAACGCCUGUCAGACCAGUGUUGGCAGCAGCGGAUGGCACAGCGCGAGGCAGAGGAGUUAGUACCAGGUGGCAUGGAUGAUGGGGUUGAAGUGCCAGAGGCUUUCGUGGAUGCUCAGGAGUGGUCCGAGCAACUAUUGAUGGCUUUACAGCAAUUCCAGCUGUUUCAGCAGCGUCACGACGAGCCGGUCGCUGACGCUUCUAUGGAUUCCAAGGAUGUAGAACGGUUGUCUCACACUGGGUUGAGGGUGGAGGAUGAUAGACCAGCAGUGUCGGUUUUGUUCAAACGGGUCGAGGUGCCUCGUCCAAAACGGCCGCCUCUACGUUUGUUGCCAGGAGUUUUGGACGAGCUUGUUAAGUUGAGACCUGGUAGCGUGGGGUUCGAGUACAGCCACGCACCGUGCUAA